This is a messenger RNA of Micropterus dolomieu (smallmouth bass), 3799 nucleotides long. Its product is annotated as PDZ domain-containing RING finger protein 4-like. The record is from RefSeq and is a predicted model, not a curated record. Gene Ontology annotation, molecular function: protein binding. The transcript has 9 exons. Bases 355 to 3084 code for a protein of 909 amino acids. NCBI's taxonomy places the organism in Eukaryota, Metazoa, Chordata, Actinopteri, Centrarchiformes, Centrarchidae.
GUUCACAGCACCUAUCACAGCUGCACAAAAGUAAAUUAACCUGCACUGAAAAGCUACUGGAUUAUAAAGAAAGAUACAUCAUUUAUUUGAAGUCUAAUACAUUAUGUCAGUCAUGUGAACAGCAGGAAAAACAAAAUGAACCCGACCAGACAGAGCAAAAGAGAGUCAGCGGGCUGAAGUUUUCUGCUCGGACAGAUUUCACUCCACGGAACAACGUCUCAUUUCAGGUCGUGCGAGAAGUGGCGCAGCCCCUCAGCUCAGGGUGAGCUGCGCAGACCGUCAAACUUUUUGUGUUCAGACUUGUAAAAUAACUUUGCCUUAACUCAUAGUGCUGCACAGGAAAAGUUGCAAACUAUGCGCGCUGAUUGCCCAACUCCGUGCGGAGAAAAGGAUCCAAUCUGCCAAGUGUCAAACCCAAGCGAGAUGGAGUCGCAAACAAAGCCGGAGACGGAUCACUGCGGUGCAGGGGUUUGCCAGAGAGGAUGCGGGCUUCUGCUGUCUCGUGAGGACGUCAGUAAAGGGGAGCACUGUUGCCUGGACGCGCUCCGCACGGUCACCGAUGCACUGGAGGAAAGAAGCGCAACUCUGGAGCAUGAAACCCGGAUGGCGAGGCUCAGGUGGAACAGAAGGGAGCAACGCCUGUUAGCCCAGGUGUCAACUCUGCAGAACGAGGCCCAGCUUGAUGCCCUCAAGUACCAACGGAGACUGCACCAAUACAUGCUGCACAUCCACAGCAUUGCAGAGCAGGUCACUGGGUACUAUAAGAGUGAUUUGAGGACAACUGCCGACAUGCAGAGCCAGAUAUCGGAAAAAGCAACAUGUGCCGAGGGGCUGCCACAGGAGCUGCUGGAAGGACCUGAGGUGAAUGGGAAGGAGUUGUCCAAGUCCAGCCAUGAGGAGACUGUGGAGGCCUUUCGCACAGCCAAGGACCCCGUCGUGGUGCAGGUCAUCAGGCGGACCCCCAGCGGCCGCCCCCAUGGCCCCCCUCAGGAAAUCCAUGUGGUGGAUGUGUGCACUCAGACUGACAUCACCUUUGAACACAUCAUGGCGCUGGCAAAGCUCCGGCCUUCGACCCCUCCUGUGCCUGACGUCUGUCCCUUCCUGCUCUCUGACAGCUGUCAUUCUCUUCAUACAAUGGACCAGGAUUACUAUGAAGGGACAGACUACCUCUCCCCUGUUCAAGCUGAUGGAGAGAGGACAGAGGAGUUUGAGUAUGAGGAAGUGGAAUUGUGUCGACUCAACUGCCAAGAGAAGUUGGGGCUAACUCUGUGCUACAGAACAGAUGAAGAAGAGGAUGUGGCCAUCUAUGUCAGUGAGAUCAGUCCAAACAGCGUUGCAGCCAGAGACGGACGCAUCAGAGAGGGGGAUCGAAUUUUGCAGAUUAAUGGCCAAGAUGUACAAGACAGAGAGGAAGCUAUGGCUGCGCUCUCCAAUGACAAGUGUAGGAACAUCGUGCUGCUGGUUGCCAGACCUGAGAUGCAGCUGGAGGAGGCCUGGCUGGAUGAUGAGCACAGUGAGUUCCUGGAGCAGCUGAAGAUGGAAAUGUUGGAGGAGCAGCAGAGAGAGGAGAUGGAAUUGGCUGCCUUACAGGAGGAGCAGGAGAAUGAACAGAGAGCAGAAGACGACAAGCCCACCUGCUCCACACUCCCUCAUCAUAAGGACAGUGUACGGAGUAUAAAAGACAGAAUGGAUAGCUCGGAGCAUAAUGUCCUGGCACACAUCCAGAGACGUCUAUCCCAGUGCCUGAGAGACAAUCGGGACACACACCGCACCGCCAGCUCCCCGCGGCUGGAGGACAAAGAGGAUGAGGAUGACGACGAAACUGAGGGUGAUCGUUUCCAGCAGCUCUUGGAGCUGAAGUGUCAGAUACGUAACAGCGGCGAGUACGACUUGUUCUACAGCCGCCGCAGCACCAUUGAGUGCAGCAUGGGGGAGCAGGGCGGCGUACAGCAUGAGCUACGUAUGCUCAAUGAGGAGCUGCGCAGCAUCGAGCUUGAAUGUCAGAACAUCAUGCAAGCUCAUAACCUUCGUAAGGGCCAGCAGUCUCCCUCCACUGGCAACUCUGCACCCUCAACCAAAAACCAAAGCCUCCAUCGGAGUCAGCCCACAAAGGGUAAGCUGGCAGAUAUUAAUGAGAGGCUGGAGAAAUCGGAUAAGGACAGCUCCAGUGCCUAUAACACAGCGGAGAGUUCACGCAGCACUCCUCUGGCAAUGGACCGCUCUCCGGAGCACUCACUCCAGAGGAUGGUUAGUCUCACCAACCAGAGGAACCUUUGCAGUGGCCUUCCCACUGGCCAUUCUCUUAGCCCAAGCCCCAUCCCAGCCUGCCGUGCUCCAGUCCCAGGCAAAAGUAGCAGCCCUGACCACAGCAAUCCUUCUGAGUCGAACCAGACACCUCGGGCUGAGGAGGAGAGUGGCGGGAAAUUAAAGCCACGUGCUUCCAAGAUUCCUUACUUCUCUCCGUCCCUCAGUUCCCAGCAGAGGCAGGUCAACAUCCCAGCUCAUGCCCGCCACUACCAGAGCUACAUGCAACUGAUCCAGCAGCGCUCAGCUGUAGAGUAUGCUCAGAGCCAGCUCAGCCUCCUCAGUGUCUGCAAAGAGCCUCAGAGGCCCAUUAUUGAGCCCAAGAUGGAGUGGAAGGUAAAGAUCCGCAGCGACGGCACACGCUACAUCACCAAGAGGCCUGUGAGAGACAAGAUUCUGAGGGAGAGAGCCCUAAAGAUUAAAGAAGAGCGUAGUGGGGGAAUGACCACGGAUGAUGAUGCAAUGAGCGAAAUGAAGAUGGGGAGGUACUGGAGUAAAGAGGAAAGGAAGCAGCACCUGGUCAGAGCAAAAGAACAGAGGAAAAGACGAGAGUUCAUGCAGCGUAGCCGGCUGGAAAGCUUGAAGGAGAACCCUCAGAGCAGCAGCGAGAGUCGCAAGGAAGUCAGCAUUAUAGAGCUCAGUCACAAGAAGAUGAUGAAGAAACGCAACAAGAAGAUCCUGGACAACUGGAUGACCAUCCAGGAGCUGAUGACUCAUGGUACUAAGGCCCCUGAGGAAGCCAAGGUGCACAAUGCCUUCUUAUCAGUCACUACUGUAUAAAAAAAAAAAAAAACAAAAAAAAAAACACAAAAAACCACACAUUCUACCCCAUGCGGUAUAAUAUACUUGCCUCGUUCAAUGUGGCGUUUUUAUGAGGACAAUAGGAAUAUUUUUCACACUUUGUAACCCAAAAAGCAUUUUGUAAAGAAUUUAUGAGUAUUGUCAUGCCAUUUUUUCAUGUUUUUCCAUUAGUUUUUCACAUCAAUCUGCAGAAAAAAAGUUUCUAUGAAAUUAAGGCUAUACAAUUAUUUUAUACCUUUGCUCUAAACAUGUUUAUCUUUUCGAAUCUAUUUUCAUAUUUAUGUUGUAACCAUAUAUCUCAAAAUAGUUUUAUGAGCAUCUUCAGAAAAGUUAAGUAUUUCCUUUUGUGUAUUAUGUACACUUGCCAGUUGCAACACACAACAAAUCUGUCGGUCUCCUGUCUUUCACUGACUUUUUUAAUGUUCCUUUUAAUCAGCAGAUCUACUAAUCCUUUAAAGCUGAAAUCAGUAACUCAGUAUUGUCGAGAGGUAGUUUAAAUUAUGUUUCAGACCAUCGGUGCAUAGACGUGGACUUGAAGUUAAAUUGUUAGCCAUGCAGACAUCAUAAAAUUGUAAUAUCUAAUGAACGUUUUUGUUUUUUAAGUUCCAAAUUUCAUCUUUAAAAAAGGGACAUGGAUCACACAUUCCACAGUACUGUAAAACUUGCUCCUAAUAAAAGACUGAGCAUAACUACA